Thalassophryne amazonica is the source of this 3394-nucleotide messenger RNA. It is a transcript of the gene palm3, whose product is annotated as paralemmin 3. Gene Ontology annotation, biological process: regulation of cell shape. The transcript has 8 exons. The coding region runs from base 306 to 1616 and encodes 436 amino acids. NCBI's taxonomy places the organism in Eukaryota, Metazoa, Chordata, Actinopteri, Batrachoidiformes, Batrachoididae. Gene Ontology annotation, cellular component: membrane. The record is from RefSeq and is a predicted model, not a curated record.
CCUCCUCCUCGUGGAGGAGUCAGGUAACCACACGGGCUGCUUUCUUUCUCACACGGCGGUGAAAGAGGCUUUCUGGCAGCGUUCCUACUUUACAACAGACUUUAUAGCGCAGUAAAAGUAGUUUUAUAAGACUGACGUGGUGUCUGGGCUCGUGCUCGGAGUCCGUCAGGUGUCCACUUCCUCUUCAUUCAUAAAACUGGGACAAAGUUUGCUUUUUACUCUCUUUGGAGACUCCAAGUUCCAACUUGGUUUCGUUUUUUACACUUUGUUGGACUUAAGUGGCUGAAUUUAAACCUGAUGCAAGAAUGGAUGAGGCAGAGAAGUACCAACAGCGAAUACAGGCUAUUGCUGAGAAGCGUCGGCUGCAGGAGGAGCAGGACAGAGCCAAGAGAGAGCUGGAAGAUGAGAAGCUCAGACUACAGCAGCUCAAGAGGAAAUCUCUGAGGGACCAGUGGUUGAUGGAAGGUCCUCCCGUGUCCCCAACUUGCCCUGAAGCCCAGAGACCUCGUUCUCCUCUAUGGGACCCCCAGACACAGGACACAAAGAAGCAAAUUGAAAAGUUGCAGUUGGAGAACCAGAUGUUGGAUGAAGAAAUGAAGCUGAAGGAAGAUGUGGAAAAUGGCAAAAGUGAGGCGCUGGCACUGUCAGAAGCAGACGUGUCUCAAAAUACCAUCGUGCAGAACAAUGAAAAUGAUGGUGCAGGAUCAGGAGUAACUGAAGGGAAAGUGAAGAGGAACAGCAUCCCACUGGAGGAAACUGUAGCUGUCUUAACUAAUGGUGAAGUAGCUUUGGAAGAAGACGUCAGUCAUACUCUGUCCACCACCACUGGUCCAGUUGAGGCUCCCAUGGAGAUCCAGGAUUUUUCUGAAGGAGAGCCCGCUGAUGUUCAGAUUGUCAGUGAAGACGAGGAUGGGACUUUGGUGAAUAGAGCAGAACGAGUGAUCAUUGAAGAAGAAGUGGCCAGUGUGCCAGAGAGUCAUGAAGCUCGGGCAAAUGAGCAGGAAGUCACGCUGUUAAAUCCAGGAGGUAAAGAUGGAGCUGAGGGUGUAGAAGAAACACAAGCAGCUCCAGAGGCUUGGACACAGUCUGAGAAGAGUGAGGAAGCUUGUGUCAGUGCAGAGCCACACGCAGCAACUGUAGGAGUCGAGAUGAGCAACCAGAAGGCAAACCAGAAUGUAGAUAAAAAACCUGAAGGUGGGAAUGAUGAUCCAGAAGCUGCUGCAUCUGUGCAGUCCCCAGUCAGCGCUCUAGAGGGCACUACAGUGGCUUCAGUGCCAGUGUACUCUGAGAUGCAGCUGCUCUCGCUCUUCCCCAGACCAGACGUUGAGGAUGAAGUUAUGGCAGCACCGAAGGAGGCAAAGGCAGCACAAGAUCCUGCCACGCAGCUCAGCCAUUUCCAGGAGGUGUCCCUGACUGACCCACAGGAGAACCGCAGGAUAGAGGAAGGGGAACAGGAACCUCUGCUGUCACAGGUCAAAGCACCUCAGACCCAAACGGAGCCAGCGGCAGCUCACAGUCCAUCCAGCACCGAGACACAAACCACAACCAGAGUUAACCCAGGUGUGGACGCUGAGUCACCAAAACGUAAAACCUGCCAGUGCUGCUCCGUCAUGUGAAUCCGCCCUUGGCUUUCUUUGUGUCCUCUUUCCCACAUCAUCUAUUAUAUUCCAUCUCACUGCUCUUCAGUGUGGUCCAUCCUUUUAACAACAUUACAUCCACAGUCCACAUCCCUUUUGACUUUUACCGUCUGCUGUCGUAUUUGUUUUCAAAUGUCCCACUGAGCUUUAGGCUCCAACAGGAAAUCAGCUCAGGAAGGAGGAGGAAGCUAUUUAAGUGCCUUGUGGAACUCCUGUUCACACAAAAAAUAUUGAGUUUGAUUUUCUUAGCAGAUGAAUCAACAAAUGUACGUCUGAUUUUUUUUCCCCCUUUUUUUCGAUUUAUGCCUGUAAAAUGUGUAACUUCUGUGGUCAUUCAUGGGAUCAUUAUGCUGUUUUAGUGUUAUUCAUUAAUGAUAAAAUAAGUUAUUGAUGAUGGCCAAUAUAUUUUAAAGGAGUUAAUUUUUUUUUAUUUUUUUUUCUCCAUGUUAUAGUGUGGUUUCAUGUUAAAGAGCCUCAAAGUCCCACAAUUCUAGAUUUGGGCACAUGAAAAACUCCCCUGCUGAAACAAAAUGUAAGUCUGAAACAGUUCAUUUUGAACUGUUGUGAUGUUCAUCACCGACGUCCAUAUCCAAAAUCCUGCUCGACGUAUGAGAUGCCCACAGAGGCGGCCUACACUUUGUUGGAGACACCCAGAGAGUUUGUGGAAGAGAGGUGGAGAGAGAAGAGAAGUUUGCUCCUUUCCUUUUCAAGUCAAAGGUGCAGAAACAGACUUUUGGAUGGAAAUCUGUAAAAGUUUUGUAAAGAUGAAUUUGAGAUUGUUUUCAGCAUGGGGACUUUUAUUUUUUUAACAUGUUUUUAGGAUUUAGCUUUUCACUGCUGGACAAAAUGAUAAUCAUCAGCUCACACCGUGAAUGGAUGUACAUUGUGAGCUGAUUGGAAAGGUAAACGCACAGUAAACUGCUUCUGGUCACCACUGAACAGGAGAGAAGUGUCGGGCAGCACGAGGCGGAUCCCUGUGGACGGGCUCAUUCUACUGCUUACAACAGGAAGGAGCUCCUCAAUGGUCGACUUGGAUGGACUUAAUGGGGAGUGUGAGACCAAAUGGGAAGAAUGCUGAGUUAAGUCACUGCUUGUAUGAUCUCUUUUUUCGUUACAGUUACAUUAUAUAGCACAGUGAUUCCAAAAGUACUGAAGGUGGGCCAGGAGAUGUCAUGAAACAUUGAUGAAAGUCUCUGUUUUCGGUUAUGUAAUGAAGCUUUAAAAUCCACCAUAUAUUACUGUUUAUUUUAAAAAGUGUAGAAAGAAAUAGAAAAAAUAAGCCAUUUAUUUUUAUAUGUACUCAUUUAUCUGACCUUCUGUAACACAUAUUUGGAAGUACUUAGCCAUGUGUUGAUCAAAAUUGCAAGCGUUGUUCACUGCAGAAGAUUUUCAGAGUUCCAAGUGAGCCGUGAUGUUGAGUUUGGUUGGUGUCAUUGUUACAACACCAGCCAAAAUAAAAUGAAAUGUAAACCCAGACGCAUUUUAAAAUGGAGCCUAGGUUGAAAAAUCCCUAAGGUCACUUUUAAGGGUGCACCAUCUUGGUGUCUGAUGUAUCUUAACUACAAAUAUCAAUAUUUUGGAAGUUACCAGCUAAUGAAUAUUCAAAAUGUGGAUUUGUGACCUGUACAUUUUAUUACCUCGAACGACGAGGUCAGAGGAUGUUAUGUUUUCACCCGUUUGUUUGUCUGUCUGUGAACAGCCUUGAGUCCACAAUUUUUAUAUAUCAUUCUGAAAUUUUUACGGAAGAGUCAUAUCCU